AUGCGGGGACCCGCGACGCAGUGCCUGGCACAGUGCCACUUACUACCUACCACCACCACAACCACCACUACCACCACUACCAACACCAUCACCACCACCACCACCACAUUACCCUCGCCUUGGUUGAGUCGCAUCACUUUCCCUGGUCAUGAUGCAGAGUUAAUCCUCUUUCCCUGCUCGCGACCAAGUACAGGAAGAAGAAGAAGAAGAAGAAGAAGAAGAAGAAGAAGAAGAAGAGGAAGA
Eriocheir sinensis (Chinese mitten crab) is the source of this 243-nucleotide messenger RNA. Its product is annotated as exocyst complex component 5-like. The record is from RefSeq and is a predicted model, not a curated record. NCBI's taxonomy places the organism in Eukaryota, Metazoa, Arthropoda, Malacostraca, Decapoda, Varunidae. The transcript is spliced from 3 exons. The annotation marks the transcript as partial.